Ilex paraguariensis (yerba mate) is the source of this 239-nucleotide messenger RNA. The record is from the annotation of a GenBank genome assembly. Lineage: Eukaryota; Viridiplantae; Streptophyta; Magnoliopsida; Aquifoliales; Aquifoliaceae.
GCGCCGAAUUGCCCCAUUUCCCCCAAAGUUCACCAUUCUCUUACACGAACUCCAAUGGCCCGUCAUCUAGGGUUUUGUGUUGAGGCCUUUGACCCUAUUGAGGGUCAUCUCCUUGCCUUCUUCCCAUUAUUCUCAAUAGGGGCACUGUUGCUCUACAUGGCCCGAACAAAAAGGCCUGGCCUUGGGCCCAGUUCUCCUCCACCCGAUGAUUCCACUAGCCCUAAAAGGACUGGAGAAAG